This is a messenger RNA of Botrytis fragariae, 267 nucleotides long. RefSeq lists its product as uncharacterized. Bases 1 to 267 code for a protein of 88 amino acids. NCBI's taxonomy places the organism in Eukaryota, Fungi, Ascomycota, Leotiomycetes, Helotiales, Sclerotiniaceae. The record is from RefSeq and is a predicted model, not a curated record. The transcript has 2 exons.
AUGAACCUGCAAACGACGUAUCACCGCUGGUGCUUGUCAUACUCUGCUGCUCAAAUCUUGCGCUACUUCGCUCCUCAAUUCGUUACAGGUAAAAGAGUCAAUACGCACCCAAAUUUUCAAUACGGGCACUGUUUGACUGAAGGCGCCACUAUCAGACAAGAACCUCAAAUCCUUUCAGAGUUUAGCUCUGAUUUACAUGAUUAUUCAAUCACAUUCAAUCAAAUUUUGCUCCUUCCAAUGGAAUUGGAGCAAACAAACCCAGCUUAA